Molecule: messenger RNA, 2247 nt
Organism: Penicillium waksmanii
Lineage: Eukaryota; Fungi; Ascomycota; Eurotiomycetes; Eurotiales; Aspergillaceae
Exons: 1
Coding region: 1-2247 (748 amino acids)
Biological process (GO): nucleoside metabolic process
Molecular function (GO): catalytic activity
Source: RefSeq, a predicted model, not a curated record
AUGGACAGUGAUUCAUGCCCUGAGGAUCAUACCGAUCCAGGCUCAUAUCAAUUACCAAAGAGACAGAAAAUAAACCACACCGGUAGCUUGACCUUAUUGCGACAUGAUUCAUAUACCGUCGCGUGGAUUUGUGCUUUGCCCCUCGAGAGGGCAGCGGCCCUUAUCAUGCUGGAUGAAGAGCAUGCGCCAUUACCGAUAUAUCUUGGUGACAGUAACACGUACAAGCUUGGCAAUAUCAAGCAGCAUAAUGUCGUGAUUGCAUGUCUACCAUCAGAUCAUUAUGGAACUGUCAAUGCGGCCAAUGUGGUGACGAACUUGACACGAACUUUCCCAGAAGUCAAGGUAGGAUUGAUGGUCGGGAUCGGUGGCGGAGUACCUAGCAAGGCAAAUGAUAUAAGACUGGGAGAUGUUGUGGUUGGAUCAAGAGUUGUACAGUAUGAUCUGGGUAAGAUUAUCGGUGAUGGAGAGCUACAGACGACAUCUUGGCCAAAGUUUCCGCACCAACUACUUAGCACGGCGGUUUCUGCUUUAAGGUCGGAGCAUGAGCGAGGCCCUAGUCAGAUACCGUUAAUCCUAAAUCAGAAGCUAGAGGGUCACUCUAACUAUCGUCGCCCGAAAUUGCCGGAUCGUCUCUUCCACACCGAGUACAAUCAUGAGUUUGCUGAUCAAGAUUGUGAUCAAUGCGAUCAGUCCAAAUUGGUUUCACGGGGCAGACGGGUCUCCAACGAUACUGUGAUUCAUUAUGGUCCAAUUGCCUCAGCGAACCAAGUGAUGAAAAGCGGCGCCACCCGAGAUCACCUUGCUCAACAGCUGAAGGUAAUGUGCUUCGAGAUGGAAGCAGCGGGCGUGAUGGACACUUUGCCUUGUCUGACAAUUCGUGGAAUAUGCGACUAUUCGGACUCCCACAAGAGCAAGGGCUGGCAGAGAUAUGCCGCAGCGACGGCGGCUGCAUAUGCAAGAGAGUUACUCGGGGAGCUAUCUACGACCAAAUGUGAUCGGAACCAUCCCUUUGAAUUCAACUCAAGUGAGUCGAUAUUCCGUUCUUUCAAUGUAUUGCCUUACAGCUGCUCAUACCUCAUAGCAAAUGAGAACUCACCACACGAAUCUCGAAAGCUUCUACUGGACUCUUUAAAUUUUGGCCAAAUUGCUUCCAGGAAGUUGAAUAUUAAAAGCGCUCAUCCAAAGACAUGCCGAUGGUUCCACGAACAUCCCGACUAUCAAGCAUGGCUUGACCCAACACGACUAGUGGACCACCACGGAUUUUUAUGGGUCAGUGGCAAGCCAGGCGCUGGCAAAUCAACGAUUAUGAAAUCUACCUACUCGGACAUGAAAAAGAGACACAAUCGCCGGAGAAAUGUUCUUGUUGCCUCGUUUUUCUUCAAUGCCCGAGGCGAGUACCUAGAGAGAUCUAUUCUGGGGAUGUAUCGAUCAUUACUUUUCCAGCUUCUCAAGGGGUAUCCUUCCCUCCAGUCAGUGCUAGAUGACUCCGACGUUAUUUCACACGGAUGUACUUCUUUGAAUGUUUUGAAGGACCUCUUCAGUACUGCAGUUCUGAGUCUUGGAGAGAGAUCUCUUACUUGUUUUGUGGACGCCCUUGAUGAGUGCGAUGAACAACAAGCUGUGGACAUGGUUCAGUACUUUGAAGACCUCGCCGAGCAGUCUACGUCUGAAAAUAUUUUAUUUAAAGUCUGCUUUUCUAGUCGUCAUUAUCCUUAUCUCACCCUCAAAAAAGGGAUUCGACUUACACUUGAGGAUCAGAUAGGCCAUUCACAAGACCUAGAGACCUAUGUCACAGGCCGCCUUCAAAUUCAAGACCCAGUGCUGAAAGCAGAGUUACAGACAGGGCUUCUCGACAAGGCUUCCGGUGUUUUUAUGUGGGUUGUCCUAGUUGUGGACAUUCUCAACAAAGAAGAGCGAAGAACGGGAUUAUAUUUACGGAACAGACUUGACGAGAUACCGAGUGAUUUGAGCGAUCUGUUCAAAGAUAUCCUCAGGCGGGAUAAUGAUAAUAUGGAGGAGCUUCUUCUUUGUGUUCUUUGGAUUCUUUAUGCAGCUUAUCCACUCCAACCAAAAGAGCUUUACCAUGCUCUCUGGUCUGGCUUAGCGCUCAAAGGCCGAGUCAAGGGUAGGCCGAUGAUCUUCAGCGACCCAGAUUCAAGUGCCAAUUUGGGAAAGUUUACCAGAUUCGUCACCAGCUCUUCCAAAGGCCUCGCCGAGGUCACAACGUCCGAAACUCCAAAAGUGUAA